Messenger RNA from Physella acuta, 1067 nucleotides. RefSeq names its product galactoside 2-alpha-L-fucosyltransferase Sec1-like. NCBI's taxonomy places the organism in Eukaryota, Metazoa, Mollusca, Gastropoda, Physidae. Gene Ontology annotation, biological process: carbohydrate metabolic process. Gene Ontology annotation, molecular function: galactoside 2-alpha-L-fucosyltransferase activity. Gene Ontology annotation, cellular component: membrane. The record is from RefSeq and is a predicted model, not a curated record.
UUCUUACAUUGUUAAACUAUUUAAAGAACAAACUUACCAAGUAGACCCUUUUUAGUGUAAUCCAAAGGAAUAUAGAAUUAUGACAUGAUAUGCCUAUAAGGUCCCUUGUCAAAAGCCGAGUUAAGUUCACAUUCAUCACUCUCAACCUUUCGGUGUUGGCGUUUUUCUUUCUUCUACUGUUCAGCGACAGUGACAAAUUUCUGACUGCUAGACUAGCAUCUGUAAGAAAAUAUGGCCCACCAGCCCUCACAAAUGAAUCUUUGGAAGUUCAGACAAGGGAAGACUAUUUGGUGUCUCUCCUGGGUGAUCAAAUGUUUCUGUACGCUUCACUGCUAGGUAUAGCUCGAGCUAAAAAUAGACAGCCCUUGAUUGAGGGUGGUGAAAAUUUACGAAAAAUAUUCAACAUUUCCAUUACGAAAAACUACAUUCGUGCUUCAGGGUGGCCCGUGUUGAGUACUUGGAGAACUGAAGCUGCUCACGCGGAACUCCCGAGGAUAAACCUCACCCUCAGGGGUCAGUAUCAGUCGUGGAAAUAUUUUCAUCUCGUCCAGGAGGAGAUUCGACGAGAGUUCACGUUUCACCCAGAGAUCCAGAAUUUCGCCAACCAAUUCUACAAAAACCUCAGGAGAUUGUAUCCAUCGUUGACGUUUGUUGUGACGUUUGUUGGUGUACACAUCUACAGGGGGAAGGUCCAACGAUCGGUAGCCAGGAAGUUAAUUAUAGCCCCCUUAUCUUACUUUACUAAAGCCAUCAAAUUAAUGAGGAGCUUGCUGUCCGGUACAGCUUUGUUUAUCAUCAGCAGUGACGACCCGCUGUGGUGCAGGGAGAACUUCAGUGACCAACAGGACCUGAUUGUCCUAGACUCAGGUCCUGCUGCAGGACAUUUGGCCAUUUUAGCCAGCACAACUCAUCUGAUCAUCUCGACUGGAUCGUUCGGCUGGUGGGCAGCUUGGCUCGCUGAUGGAGCUACCAUCUAUUAUAACAACGUAAACAAUCAGACGUCAACAGAAAGUGAAUAUUUCCCUCACAAAUGGAUUGGUAUAAGAGAUUAAAAAAAUAGUUGAAAC